ACUCACACCAAUAUCUAUUUAACACCAUUGUACAAUGGCAAGAGACAAUACAUUUCCAUUCAUAUCCACAUCAGCAAAACACCAUUCCCAAUACAACUUACUAUCCCCAUUACCUACCAACCAUUGCAUUUGCCCUUAGUCAUCUAUGGGGUGCAAACAGUCCUCAUCAUUACUGGUUCCGUGGACUUUGGCUACUUGCCAUUUCUCAAAAAAACACCCCAAUUUCCCUACCCCUAUGAAUACUUGAAACAAAUAACAGUCCUUAGUCAGUUAGUUGCUAACUUCUCCGGCCCAUUGCGCCAGAAAAUGGGCCUCAGCUUUCUUAACUUGGUAUAUCAGUCUCUUCUGUUUUUUAAGCAAAUAAGCGCUUACACAAGGCCCAGCCUAGGAGCGGAAACACUCGAAAGCAUUCAGGCCGAGACCGAAAAAUGGCCGAGUCCUGCAUCUUUGGGAAGUGACCGCAGUUUCUGAUUGUCCCUCUCCCUCUUUCUCUUCUUCCUCGGAUACAUACAGGAUAUUGGCAAAUGCGACAGUGAUUGUUAGGGGAAAAAAAAGAAAAAGAGAGCAGAAUGAACAAGGAGAAGUACGGAGCAAGUGGGUACUUUGGAGUCUGUGCCUUAGGAGGCAUGCUCAGCGCUGGAAUCACCCAUCUUGUCAUCACUCCACUUGAUGUCCUCAAAGUAAACAUGCAGGUGAACCCCGUGAAGUAUCAGACAAUAUACUUGUGCUUUAGUACCCUGUUGAAAGAGCAAGGCCCUUCUGCUUUUUGGAGAGGUUGGGCUGGCAAGUUCUUUGGUUAUGGUGCUCAAGGUGGUUGCAGAUUUGGUUUGUAUGAAUACUUCAAGAGCGUCUACUCCAAUGUAUUGAUGGACUGCAAUAGGAGUUCUAUUUUCUUUGUUAGUAGUGCCUCUGCUGAAGUCUUCGCCAGUCUGGCUCUCUGCCCUUUUGAGGCCAUUAAAGUCCGUGUUCAAGCGCAACCCCAUUUCGCAAAAGGAUUGACUGAUGGCUUUCCAAAGCUUUAUGCUUCAGAAGGACUCCAUGGUUUCUACAGAGGUGUUGUACCGCUUUUGGCUCGAAACCUUCCAUGUAAUUUCUCCAUGGUUAUGUUCUCAACAUUUGAGCAUUCAGUCGAUUUUCUGCAUCACAAUGUUGUACAAAGAAGGAAGGAGGAUUGCUCAAAAGCUCAACAACUUGGGAUAACAUGUUUAGCUGGCUAUGUGGCUGGAUCUGUCGGUAGCAUUAUCUCUAAUCCCGCUGACAACAUUGUCGCCUGCCUUUACACAAAAAGGGUCGAUAGUCUCAUCUUGGCUGUCAAGAAAAUUGGAUUCUUUGAUUUGUUUACCAGAAGCCUUCCCAUAAGGAUAAUGCUUGUUGGACCUGUUGUGACCUUGCAAUGGUUACUCUUUGACACAAUUAAAGUGUUAAGUGGAUUGCCAACCAGUGGAGAAAUUAUUCACACUGCGGAAGCUGAUAGAGCAGACUAAGUUGGUGGAAUUCGAUUCAGACAACUGUAGACAUUGAAGGGAGGGCCUUGGAAUAGCCUACUUGCGUGAAAAAAAUGUAAGCACGGUCUUGGAUUGUUUGUCCCCGUCUAUGUGAAAGAUGAAAUGAAAGCACUCUUUCUUUUGAUUUUACAUGAAUAGUUUAGCACCCUGCCACCAAAUUUUUGCCA
Messenger RNA from Tripterygium wilfordii, 1672 nucleotides. Its product is annotated as mitochondrial phosphate carrier protein 1, mitochondrial-like. NCBI's taxonomy places the organism in Eukaryota, Viridiplantae, Streptophyta, Magnoliopsida, Celastrales, Celastraceae. The record is from RefSeq and is a predicted model, not a curated record. Bases 570 to 1484 code for a protein of 304 amino acids. The transcript has 6 exons. Gene Ontology annotation, cellular component: mitochondrial inner membrane. Gene Ontology annotation, biological process: mitochondrial phosphate ion transmembrane transport. Gene Ontology annotation, molecular function: phosphate transmembrane transporter activity.